This is a messenger RNA of Bufo bufo (common toad), 537 nucleotides long. RefSeq lists its product as uncharacterized. The record is from RefSeq and is a predicted model, not a curated record. The transcript has 3 exons. Lineage: Eukaryota; Metazoa; Chordata; Amphibia; Anura; Bufonidae. Bases 13 to 537 code for a protein of 174 amino acids.
UCAGCUGCAGCAAUGGCAGAACCUGUGGUGUCCCCGAGGAAAGAAAAAAUGCUUCUCUUGAGUCGCUUUGCACCGUCUCCAUCCUUAGCCGAACUUCAGACGAGGGAGAAGAGGUUUGUUCUGGACUGUGUGGCUGUCGAAAGAAUUUCUAAGGAUUACAGUGUCUCCUUGCCAAAGCUUGGCUCCGUCAUACCUCCUUACAAUGCCCAAAAAGACCACCACGUACACAGUUAUUUUCUCAGUAGACCUGUGCCACCGCUGCUGAGGAGAACAGGACAGUCAUGGGGAGGGACGUCAACGCUUGGUGACCUCGCUGAUCGUUUCCAGCACCACAGUGCAGCUGCUCAUUACCUACAAACCAGAAACAGCUCGGGGUCAGGUCAUUCUGCAGAACACUCCAGGGGCCAUGGCUUGUUUUUAUCUUCUAUCAGUCCGGUGAUCGGCUACAAUGGACUCUAUGGCUACCGUCGAAACACCCCGUCUCUCAGAAGGAUGCCCUCCCCAUUUGGAAUUGUUACCAAGUCAGCAAUUUACUGA